GUAGCUUGCUUGAACCGAUCCACCGCAGUGCCUAGGACAGAUUGAGUGAAAGAGAGAGUGAGGGAUUUAGAGGAUGGGUAAGGGGGCUUAAGGGGAAACACACACACAGCUGAGAGAGAGAGAGAGAGAGAGAGAGAGAGAGAGAGAGAGAGAGAGACCGCAAAAUCCACCAAGCCUCCCUGGUGUGAGGUUUCUCUGACGGUGUGCGCACGACUUGGAGUUUCUCCCGUGGCAGGUGUUCCUUCUCUUGCACCCGUUCCUCCCUCUCUCUGGCCUCCAGAUGAGUUCGUGCAGCAGUCGUGCCUUGACCAUCCUGUCCACGGUGUUCGGCGCCUGUGGGCUACUGCUGGUGGGGGUGGCCGUGUCCACUGACUACUGGCUGAUCAUGGUGGAGGGCAUUAUCCUGCAGCAGAACCAGAGCAUGGAGGUCAAGAUGGCGCUACACUCAGGCCUCUGGAGGGUCUGCUUCGUGGCUGGAUCAGAAAACGGCAGGUGUGUAGCAUCGGAGUAUUUCACUGAGCCUGAUAUUGAGAUCACCACUGAAAACACAGCAAACAUUCUCAAGAUGGUGCGUACAGCCACACCCUUCCCGAUGGUGUCACUGCUCUUUGUCUUCACGGCCUUCGUCAUCAGUAACAUCGGACACAUCCAGCCCCAGCGCACCAUCCUCGCCUUUGUCUCGGGCAUCUUCUUCAUCCUCUCAGGCCUUAGUCUGGUGGUGGGCCUGGUGCUCUACAUCUCCAGUAUUAAUGAUGAGGUGAUGAACCGGCCCAGGGAGCCCGAGCAGUUCUUCCACUACCACUAUGGCUGGUCCUUCGCCUUCGCUGCCUCUUCCUUCUUACUCAAAGAGGGGGCUGGGGUAAUGUCAGUCUAUCUGUUCAUGAAGCGUUACGCAGAGGAGGAGAUGUACCGCCCCCACCCUGCCCUCUACCGCCCCCGCCUGUCAGAGAGCAGCGACUACAGUGGUCAGUUUCUCCACCCAGAGUCCUCCUGGCCUCCCCCAAAUAGAGGCCGCAGCGCCUCCGAAGCCUCCAGCGACAUCUCCAUCCAGCUCAACCAGACGCCCCCGGCACCUCCCAAAAGCAACCUCCAGGCGGGCGGCCAGGCCGGGAGCAUGGGAGGCCCACCCUCCGGCUCCUCUUCUGGAGCGAGCUACCAAAUGCCCCCACAGUCGGCUGCCUACCCCUCCACACACACCCUGCCCAGGUCACACUCCUCACACCCCCCAGCACAGCCCCUUCCCAUGGCCAUGCCCCCCUCCCCUGUGCCCCCACCACACUAUCAUACACACAUGCACAUGAGCGCCUCCCCCUGUUAG
Messenger RNA from Myripristis murdjan (pinecone soldierfish), 1318 nucleotides. It is a transcript of the gene cacng7b, whose product is annotated as calcium channel, voltage-dependent, gamma subunit 7b. The record is from RefSeq and is a predicted model, not a curated record. Bases 281 to 1318 code for a protein of 345 amino acids. Lineage: Eukaryota; Metazoa; Chordata; Actinopteri; Holocentriformes; Holocentridae. Gene Ontology annotation, cellular component: AMPA glutamate receptor complex; postsynaptic density membrane. Gene Ontology annotation, molecular function: voltage-gated calcium channel activity; channel regulator activity. Gene Ontology annotation, biological process: transmission of nerve impulse; postsynaptic neurotransmitter receptor diffusion trapping; neurotransmitter receptor internalization. The transcript is spliced from 6 exons.